Molecule: messenger RNA, 2880 nt
Organism: Durusdinium trenchii
Lineage: Eukaryota; Dinophyceae; Suessiales; Symbiodiniaceae
Source: the annotation of a GenBank genome assembly
CUCAAGAGGAGGACGUUAAGGCAGAUGCAACUUGUGAAAGUCUUAGUUGGCAGGCAUGUACAACAGUUGAUUGUCCAAUUCGAGAGAAGCAACAGGUGCGACUAUUUCAACUGCUCCUGAGACACUGCAGAUCAAGCAAGACAACUGUAUGCGUGCUGCCAAUGGCUACGUCUCCCGGAUUGAAUGUACUGGCUGGCAAACAUUGAUCACAAGGUUUUCCUCUGUCGGAAAUGGGCAGGCUUUGGUGCUUCAAGGUGUGCGGACUGGCCCGAGAAGAGCCAAGAAACUCAAGGCAGUGGAGAACCGGGCUGCCAGGCUUCACUACCGCGAAAAAGUCAAGCAGGUUGUUUUUGCAGCGAAAGCAAAUCAGCGGAGUCAAGAAACCUCUCUUCGGUUUCAUUUGUUCCGCACUGAACAAAGAUUAAGCGAGGCUGAAAAGUUGAGAGGAAAGAAAACCCUGCAUCCGUUUGGAAAGCUUGAGAGGUUGAAGCUUGUACAUGUAUUGGAUUUGGUUGAAGGUCCGGCACAAGCUCACGCUGGCAACCGAUACUUGUGGGGACAGCUGGAGAAGUUGUUUUUCGUAAAUGCCAAAGUGCUGUCGAUGGGGGAGCUGGCACGUGUACUACAUGCUUUUGGUCUAAGACAUCUUGAAAAGCGGAGCCCUCCGCCUAUGCGCUUGCUGCACCUUGUGAUCUUCCCGGUGAGGAUUGAACAGAUUCUUUUCGAUGCGACUCUGACUUCAAGGCUUCCAGCCGCCUUCAAGAGGUUCAAAGCUGCUCUCUUGCGGAGCUUGCCUCAGUAGUGAGGGCCUUUGGCAUUUUCUCUGUGCGGGAGAUGAAGUUGCUGAACAGCUGCUCUGCCGCUCUUCGUACACUUUGUCGGCAGGACCAAGAUAUGUCAGAAAUUGAGCCGGAUCAUGUCAGCCGGCUUUGCGUGGGCCUAGCAGAGCUGAGGUGGCCUGACCAGACUGCGCUGCAGUUUGUGAUGCAGUUUGUUGUUGAGGCCUUAUCUGAGGCGAAGAAGACUGAUCCAAGGAAGAAAGUGAACCUCUUCCAGAUUCCAAAGUUUGAGCCUGAAGAGACUUUUCGCUACAUCACUCAGGAAGCUAUUGUACAUAUUUGCGAGGCUUUUGCUGCCUUGGAGGUUCAUUCAGAGCCACUUUUUCGGGCAGUGGUGCAAGACGUCCUGCAAGGUACUGACCGCAGGUCUCCACGUGCGUGGAAUUCGGGUGUACUCCUGGGGCGCCUUGCCUACAGCCUUGCAAGGCUUGGAGUUGUCCAUCCGGGCCUCACCACAUUAUGGCUGAGGGCUGUUCGUGCUGAAGAUCGUCGUACAUGUCAGCCCAAAGAUGCUGUCAGCAUUUUCGAGGUAGCAAAAGCUGCAAAUGUCUUGGGUGCUUUUCACAGAGAGCUACAUUUGCGCCUCGGCCGCCGAAUUCGUUCUUCAUUGCGUUUGAGUGCUGAAGAUGUGCACGUAAAUGUGCCACAGCUAGCUUUGACUGUGGCAGAGCUUUCAGAUGUAGCAAAUGCAGAACACCAACCACAACUGCCUGCCCGAAGAACACCUUCUGCAGAGCAGCUGGAGGUAGCGUUGCGCUGCCUUGCAGUGCUCUCUUGCGUUGAUCGUGCAGAUGCCUGGCCUGUGCUACAGGCAUCAUCAAAGUAUGCAUACCAGAUUCAAGGCCAGCCGGUGAGGGUUCUUCUGCCCUUCCUUUCACUCUGCUCGAGUUUGCUUCCAAAGGACGCUUGGCCAUGUUCAGCAAACAAAGUUUUUGCUCAGCUUGACCAGCAGAAGCCAGAGCUGGCGAGCACUGCCGAGCUACUAGAGAUCCAUCGCUGUAGUGCUCUGAUUGCAUCCCAGGAGAGCCUUCGCCUUCAAGUUCUUCGAUGUGGACAUUUUGACGAGCAUUGCCCCAUAUUGGCAAAAGCUCUGAGACAGCGUGUAUAUGGCAUCGUCGCAGGUUUUGCAGGUGAACAAUUUGGUGACUCACAACUGCGUGCGCUGUCAGACUAUGCCACAAUAGUUGAGGUGCUCCGCAAACAUUCUCCGGGUGCGGUGGGACGGGAGGAGGCUGAAUUGGCAGUGUCUGCUGGGCACACUCUUCGGGUCAGACUAGGUCAGAAGCCUGCAGUCAGCCUAGGAACUGCCGUUUCUUUGGCCCAAUGGCAUGCUUCGACUUCAGUUCCUGCUUUUGCUUCGGCUCGACACUCUUGUGAGAUAUUAUCAACAAAGGUGCAGCAUUUAGAAGGAUCGAGGCUGAGGCGUUCAAUCUUCGCAGCAUUGCAGGCCUCGCUUGGAUCGACAGGGUCUUUGUGGAUCCCAGUGCUUCGAGCCUUGGUGGCAGAGCUGCAAAGGAAGAUUUACCUUCAGCCAGCAGAGGAACUGCUGCGAUUGGCGGCUCACUUCUUGAAGGCCACCAGAGCACGGGGUAAAGUCCUGGGUAAAGCUCGCAAGCAGCUCCAGUGUCGAGCAAAGCUGCCAGAGCCAGUGCUCCUUGGCCGGACAGGUGCGCACAUUGUGGUUUGCAGACUGCUUAAGGAACCGGCGUUACUCUCCCAGGUCUCUGCUGCAGCUCUGAAGGAGGCAUUGGCUCUCGCCAUGAAGAUGAAGGCGAAGAGGUCAAGAAAGCCUAACCAGAGAUUGCGCGCUGAAUCAUCGACUCCCCAUCCUGCCCUGCUUCCAGACAAUGUGCCGUGGAUGGUGACGCCUGUGUCAGCAAAGGUCGAACAUGGCCUCCUCCCUCUUGGCCAAGCUGGAUGUUUUCUUAGACGCUGUGCCUGCCUCCACCAGAAGAUGUGUUUCAGCUUCAUCAAGAGCUUGCAUUAUCAGGUCGCCUUUCGGACAACUUCAUUGGAAACCGCUGGUGAGCAGACGCAGCAA